This is a messenger RNA of Mesoplodon densirostris (Blainville's beaked whale), 486 nucleotides long. Its product is annotated as voltage-dependent anion-selective channel protein 3-like. Gene Ontology annotation, cellular component: mitochondrial outer membrane. The record is from RefSeq and is a predicted model, not a curated record. NCBI's taxonomy places the organism in Eukaryota, Metazoa, Chordata, Mammalia, Artiodactyla, Ziphiidae. Gene Ontology annotation, biological process: monoatomic anion transmembrane transport. Bases 1 to 486 code for a protein of 161 amino acids. Gene Ontology annotation, molecular function: voltage-gated monoatomic anion channel activity. The transcript has a single exon.
AUGCCAAAUCCAUAUCCUUUGUUGACAGAUUUUUCUGGACCAACCAUCUAUGGCUGGGCUGUGUUGGCCAUUGAAGGUUGGCUUGCUGGCUAUCAGACGAGUUUUGACACAGCCAAAUCCAAACUGUCACAGAAUAAUUUCACCCUGGGUUACAAGCCUGCAGACUUCCAGCUGCACACUCACGUGAGCGAUAGCACUGAAUCUGGCGGGGUGAUCUACCAGAAGGUGAACAAGGAGACUGAAACAUCAAUAAACCUCGUGUGGACGGCGGGCAGGAACACCACCUGUUUCGGCAUCUCUGCUAAGUACAAGCUGGAUUGUAGAACUUCUCCAUCUGCUCAAGUGGAUAAUGCCAGCCUGAUUGGACGGGGUUAUACUCAGACCCUUCGACCAGGAGCGAAACUGACCCUGUCAGCUCUAAUCUAUGGAAAGAACUUCAGUGCAGGAGGGCACCAGGUCGGGCUGGGAUAUGAACUAGAAGCUUAA